AUGAAUUGGGAUUUCCAAUACGCUCCAUCAAUAUUAUUAUUGCGUGUGCAUACUUUAUUUGCCCGUCAGGACGUCGAUUCCGCAGAUGAGGACGAUGGCAUGCUGCGGAUUCUGCUAAUCCACGUGACGGAGUCUGGUCAAAAAGAGAAUGAGGAAGAACACGACGUCAGUGAUUCUUAUCGCGCUGUCGGAGAGAACGCCGGUCCUGCGCCCAAGUUCCGCCGCUUCUCACCGCCGCUCCUUAUUUCGGUUAGUCUUGAACUCCCUCCUCGCCCUACGCUCACCCCCUCACCUACUUUGUCGCCACCGAAGUUUGCCAGGAAACCACCUCUUGAGUGUAUUUGUCAUUUUUAUUAUUGA
Dibothriocephalus latus is the source of this 360-nucleotide messenger RNA. The record is from the annotation of a GenBank genome assembly. NCBI's taxonomy places the organism in Eukaryota, Metazoa, Platyhelminthes, Cestoda, Diphyllobothriidea, Diphyllobothriidae.